This is a messenger RNA of Pocillopora damicornis (cauliflower coral), 3176 nucleotides long. RefSeq lists its product as uncharacterized. The record is from RefSeq and is a predicted model, not a curated record. NCBI's taxonomy places the organism in Eukaryota, Metazoa, Cnidaria, Anthozoa, Scleractinia, Pocilloporidae. Gene Ontology annotation, molecular function: mRNA binding.
ACUAAGGUCAUUUAAAUAUACUACACGUGAAAGGGAUUUUCAUUCACCAGUUUCAAAGCUCCUCAAACAACAGGUGCAUUAAAGUAGCUGAAUUAUUGAUUAUGCAUCGUCGACACUGAAAAUCAUUUUACGAAGUUACUGCAGCUAAAAUGCCAACUCUUGACGACAUAAUUGAGGGCGCUACUAAUAAAAGCAAACGGCAACUGCAAGAAGCUUUACUGGGGCUAUUGAAAGGGAAUCCAGACAUUUUAGAUUUGGUAACGAAAUCAAAGUCAAAGACGCUGCAAGACAAAAAUGAAAUUACUGCAAGAUGUGCAAAUGAGCAAGAUGCACAAUUACAGAGAAGCUCAUCACUGUCCCACCCGGAACUUGAAAACUCUCCAAGACCCAGAUAUCAGUGGCAGUUGUCUGACAGUGAUGAUGGCAUAGACUCUACAUGGACUGCCACUACAAAGCACAUGUCACCUCGUGAACUUAGCAAAUGGCGCAAAGAGCUUUAUUCUAUUUACACAGGAUAUCUACCCUGUGACAUUACAAAGAAAGAGCUAGUACAGCUGUUUGGUGAAGUUGGAAAUGUACAAGAUGUUCAUUUACAGCCAUCAAGAGGAGGAAAUUACACUUAUGGCUUCAUUAGAUAUUGUACACUUGAUGAGUGCCGUGAUGCAAUUGAAAUGCUCCAUGGCCGUCUCCUUGGCAACAGCACCAUAACAGUAGAGUACGCAUCUGAGACUAAAGGAAGAAUGUCAUGUGAUGAUCCAGAUGAUGUACCUCAUGGCAACUUAAUUACUGGAGGAUUGGAGGAGAAGAACUGCGAAAUCGGCGGUGAACAUCAUAUGUCCAACCAACAGUCAGUCGCAACACACUUUACCGAGGAGGGUUUACAAAGCCAUAGGAUUUACGAGCACAACGUGACUAACGGGACGAAUACAGAAUGUUUACAAAGCAUGGAGUUGACAAAUCAUCAGGAAGUUUUUCAACACACGGAUAGCCAACUUAUCUCAGGAAGACCUUGUGAAGCUGACGCACUGCAUUCAAGAAACUCUACACUUACGCUCUCUCCACUCAAACGCUAUGAUUCAGUAGGCAGCCCUGGUAUGAGAGUCUCUCAGGGAAGGUACUUAUCCCCAAGCAGCUCUGAUGAAACAUCAUCUCCAGGGAGGUACACUUCCCCGAUAGGCCAAGAUUUUACUCCUUCUCCGACAAUCUAUACAUCUCCAAGCUGCCCAGAUGUGACUUCUUCGCCAAGACGAGGUGAUACCUCACUCAGUGAAGUAGAAACCAGCGGCUCUUUCAGUUUCGGCUCACUGUCGCUAGAGAAACCCCUCAGGCAAGAUUGUAAUAACUGCCAUGAAGAGAUCACAAGCAAUGUAUUAAAUUCGAGCCACGCGGGAAGCACACCAUCUCCUUGCCCCUCGUGUGCGUCUUCUUUGAAUGGCAUGGAACUCUGCUCUUUUGAAUCUGAUAGGCAUUACAACGAACUAGGGCCAGAGACUUCAGGAGAGUCGCCAGUGUCUUUUAAAGUACCCCAUCAGGAUCAAACGGGUGCUGCUGUGUCUACCAUAAAUGGAGAAGUAGUUCAAGAUUUUAAGGGUGUAUCACCACGACAUGAUCAAAUAAAGGUUCAUGAUACCUAUGUUCAGAUAGGAAAAGAAUCAGAUUCAGUGCCGACAAAAACGCCUCCUGUUCAAUGUCUUCCACGAGAACAUCCUUUUGAAGUUGAGAAGAACACUUACCCGGCUUCUUUGAAACCACUGUCCCCUAAUAAUGCAACGGUUCCUCUUUCAUCCGUUCCUGCUUUACUUCCGGCUGAACUUGUGUCUCCCGCGGGCUCGAGCAUAGUGGGACCGCAUGUAUCACCGCCAAUCGAUCCUGGUAGUGGAUCGGAUCCUCCUACAGGCGCUACUGCUUCAUGCACACCAGAGCCUGUUUCUUCUUCAAACUCAAGCACGGUAAGACCCCUCAUGAAACAACAAUUAUUCUCCAACCCUUCCCAUGGGCCUCAUGGGCCCCAUGGGCCACCCCAGCGUAUUCAACCAAUGCCGGUAAGCAUGGCUUCCAGAUUCCAACACCCUGACUUUCCGAGGCACCAGUCGGGUAAUUUGAUGUUUCCAGGAUGGAAUGCUGAUGCUUUUCUUCAACAGCAGCUUCUGGCGUCGAGGCUGCCGUUUGGACCACCAUUUUACGCAGGAAUGCGUGUAAUUCAACCAAAUAGUCCAGUAUCGUUGCCCUUACAGGAGCUCCGAACUUCUCUGGGGCGAUCCAACAGGGGUGCAGCAGGGAGGGGACGAUCAUUUGCACCAAGAUUUCCCAAUGCAAAUCUUGGAAAUAUUAGAACUCGUGGCGAAAUUGAGAAUAGUGAGUUACCUUCAACGACGAUCUUGCAGGAAACCUCUUCCGUGAGGACCACUUCAGACACACCUGAAGAUUAUACUCCCACUUUAUUUCAGAAUCAGAAAACCAAACUAGAAUCAGCAAACAUCGACCCUUUGCCGCUUUUCAAGAGCACACCGUAUUGUAGCCGUAACAAAAUUGACGAGGAAACAUCUUUGACUCAAAGUCCAGGAAGCAGUAAUUCUCCUCCGGACGGAAGCUGCUUUGAUGGUUUGGCAAAAGAGUCGGGAGAAGGGACUGAGUUUCGACGCUUUACACACGUCCGUCAGGAGGCUGACGAUCAAGAAAGAUUCAAUGCUGAGGAUGUGAAGCGAGUUACAUCUUCAAGCGGCACCUUAGAAAGUUUGGAAAACGAGAUGCAAAACUCUGAUGUGAAGAGCUUAUCUCCAAGUAAAAUGACACAGAGUGAACUGCGUCUCAAAGACCAAAAGAAUGAGUUGAAAAGGAUCGUCCGUGAGAAUGAAAUAAUGCGUCGGAACAUAGACUGGACGAAAUCCAGAGGAAUGGCGGGUAACAGGGAAGGAGAAAGUCAGCUCAAAGAAGAAAUUAGUGUUAAAGAGCUCUUUUUACAAAAGGAAAAGGAAAUAUUUGUUUUAAGAAAUCAAGAGCAAGAACUUUUGUUUGAAAGAGAAAAGUUAGAAGCUGCCUUUGAUCAACAACUAAAGAAACAGCUCGAGACAGAACAAAAGAUUGGUAAAACAGAGAACAAGAUUCAUCUAGCAAAAUUGGAGAAUGAGCUCCUAAGACUGUACCAGGAUCUCUAAGGAAACACUGUUAUCUAUUAG